Molecule: messenger RNA, 8550 nt
Organism: Anopheles marshallii
Lineage: Eukaryota; Metazoa; Arthropoda; Insecta; Diptera; Culicidae
Gene: Itpr
Product: inositol 1,4,5-trisphosphate receptor
Exons: 15
Coding region: 1-8496 (2831 amino acids)
Biological process (GO): calcium ion transmembrane transport
Cellular component (GO): endoplasmic reticulum; membrane
Molecular function (GO): inositol 1,4,5-trisphosphate-gated calcium channel activity; inositol 1,4,5 trisphosphate binding
Source: RefSeq, a predicted model, not a curated record
AUGGGUGACAGCACGAUUGGAUCGGUGAGCUUCCUGCAUCUCGGUGACAUUGUGUCCCUCUAUUCGGAAGGAAGCGUGUCUGGGUUUCUUAGUACCCUCGGCCUGGUCGAUGAUCGCGUGGUCGUGUGUCCCGGGGCAGGUGAUCUUAACGAUCCGCCGGAGAAGUUUCGCGACUGUCUCAUCAAAAUAUGUCCCAUGAAUCGUUACUCCGCCCAGAAGCAGUUCUGGAAGGCGGCCAAACAGAGCACAACAACGAACACCGACACGAGCUUGCUCAAGCGGUUGCACCAUGCCGCCGAAAUAGAGAAGAAACAAAAUGAGUCAGAAAACAAGAAGCUACUCGGCACGGUCGUCCAGUACGGCAGUGUCGUCCAGCUGCUGCAUCUCAAAUCGAACAAGUACGUCACGGUUAACAUCCGGUUGCCGGCACUGCUGGAGAAGAAUGCGAUGCGCGUGUACCUGGACGCGAACGGUAACGAGGGUUCCUGGUUCUACAUUAUGCCGUUCUACAAGCUACGGUCGGCCGGUGACAAUGUGGUGGUGAGUGAUAAGGUCAUCCUGAAGCCGGUGAAUGCUAACCGACAGAAUCUGCACGUGGCCGCCACCUACGAACUGCCGGACAACCCGGGCAGCAAGGAGGUGAACGUGCUGAACUCUUCCACCUCCUGGAAGAUAACGCUGUUCAUGGAGCAGCGCGAAAACCAGGAGGAUGUGUUGAAGGGUGGCGAUGUGGUGCGGUUGUUUCAUGCCGAGCAGGAAAAGUUCCUCACGAUGGACGAGUACAAGAAGCAGCAGCACGUGUUUUUGCGUACGACCGGUAGAAGUAGCGCGACUGCGGCCACCAGCAGUAAAGCCCUGUGGGAGGUGGAAGUGGUACAGCACGACAGUUGCCGCGGUGGAGCAGGCCAUUGGAAUUCACUGUUUCGGUUCAAACAUUUGGCCACGGGUUACUAUCUGGCGGCGGAAAUCGAUGAAGAUAUCUCGCGGACGGAAAAGUCCAGCAGCUCCAGCCAUCCGCAGGGUGGUGACUCGUUUCGCUUGGUGCCGGUACCACACUCGACCGAUAUUGCGUCUGUGUUUGAGCUCGACUCGACGACGAUUACCAGGCCGGAAGGGUUAGUGCCACAGUCGAGCUACGUACGGUUGCGGCAUCUCUGCUCCAACACCUGGGUACAUGCGACCUCCGUCCCGAUCGAUAUCGACGAUGAUAAACCGGUAAUGUCGAAGGUGGGCUGUUCGGCGAUCAAGGAAGAUAAGGAAGCGUUCCAGCUGAUCCCAGUGUCUCCGGUGGAGGUGCGUGAUCUAGACUUUGCCAACGAUGCCUGCAAGUUGCUAUUAGCGAUGAGCACUAAGCUCGAAAAUGGAACGAUAUCCUCCAACGAGCGACGAUCUUUGAUAGCACUCCUGCAGGACAUUGUAUUCUUCAUUGCGGGACAGGAGAACGAUCAGAACAAAUCGGACGCACUCGAUCUUACGAUCAACAAUCCGAACCGUGAUCGCCAGAAGCUGCUGCGCGAACAGUACAUCCUGAAGCAGCUGUUUAAGAUACUGCAGGGUCCGUUUCAGGAGACGAAAAACAACGAUGGCCCGUUCCUGAAGAUUGACGAGCUGGGCGAUCCGAAGAAUGCACCGUUCAAGAACAUCUUUCGACUGUGCUACCGGAUAUUAAAGCUCAGUCAACAGGACUACCGCAAAAAUCAGGAGUACAUCGCCAAACACUUUGGGCUGAUGCAGAAACAGAUCGGAUAUGACAUUCUGGCUGAGGACACUAUUACCGCCCUGCUGCACAAUAAUCGUAAACUGCUUGAAAAACACAUUACGGCCGCAGAGAUUGAAACGUUCGUGGGAUUGGUGCGCAAGAACAUGCAAAGCUGGCAAUCCCGAUUUCUGGACUAUCUGUCCGAUUUGUGUGUUUCGAACAAGAAAGCGAUUGCCGUAACGCAAGAGCUGAUCUGCAAGAGUGUACUGAGCACGAAGAAUGCCGAUAUUUUGAUUGAAACGUUCCUGCGAGAGGUGGAUGACGAUCCGCUCGGGUAUCUGAAUGAGCUCGAGCGCGGUAAUCGGGAAUUUACCGAAAUUCGGGAAGUGGAUGAAUCGAGCUCUGGGGUCCCGCCUGGUGAUGGCGACUUGAAAGGAACGUCUGCCCCAAACUGGAAGCGAAAGUUAGACGAAAAGAAGCGAUACGAGGUGGUACUGAUGUGGCAAAAUCGAACGCAAUCGAAAUCAAUGAGCCGACUUGCGCAGGGAUUGAAGAUCGGACGUACAGUCGAUACGGCCAUUCUCGACUAUUAUCGCCACCAGCUAAACCUGUUCUCCAACAUGUGCCUCAACCGGCAGUACCUUGCGUUGAACAAUCUCUCUCCACACCUCGACAUCGAUCUGAUAUUGCGCUGCAUGUCCGAUAAGACUGUGCCGUACGAUCUGCGUGCUUCGUUCUGUCGGCUGAUGCUACACCUUCACGUCGAUCGCGACCCACAGGAACCGGUAACACCGGUCAAGUACGCACGGCUCUGGUCCGAGAUACCGACCGUCAUGUCGAUUAAUGAUUACGACAUCGAAAAGCAACCGGACAGCAAUAAGGAAGCGGUACGGGCACGCUUCAACAAAACUAUCGCCUUCGUGGAGGACUAUCUGUGCAAUCAUGUCGUCUCGAAGAUGUGGUUCGCCGACCAGGACCAGAACAAGCUGACGUUCGAGGUGGUUAAGUUGGCCCGUGAUCUCAUCUAUUUCGGCUUUUAUAGCUUUAGCGAUUUGUUGCGCCUCACCAAAACGCUGCUGAACAUAUUGGACUGUGUUUCGAGCAGUGAAGCGGACGGGACGGGACUACCGACAGGGCAUAUUGAUUCGGAAGGAGGCGUAUUACGGCGCAUCGGUGAUAUGGGUGCCGUGAUGACAUCGCUUACCCUCGGUCCCAUCUCGACCGCCAUCGUAUCGCCCACUAUACAGCAUCGCAAAUCUGUCUCGCAGCUGAUGAAAGAAUACCCGCUGGUAAUGGACACGAAGCUGAAGAUAAUCGAAAUUCUACAGUUCAUUCUGGACGUUCGUCUGGACUAUCGGAUAAGCUGUUUGCUUUCGAUAUUCAAGCGCGAAUUUGAUGAAAAUGAGCAAACGGCAUCUACUGCUAAAGGGCAUGGUACGAUGUCCAGCGAGAGUACGUCCGUAACGGAAGGACACAGUAGUAGUAACACUUCCAAAACGGACAGUACCCUUCCACCAACUGCGGAGAAUAUAAAUUUGCGCCAGAAAAACAUUGACCUUGAAUCGAUCGGAUAUCAGGCGGAAGGUAUCUUUGGAUGUACCGAGGACACCUACAAUCCGCUCGAUCUGGACGGUCAAGGUGGGCGCACGUUCUUGCGCGUACUGUUACAUCUCAUCAUGCACGAAUAUCCGGCCCUAGUGUCCGGUGCGCUGCACCUACUUUUCCGACACUUUAGUCAACGUCAUGAGGUGCUGCACGCUUUCCGACAGGUGCAGCUGCUCGUAUCGGACAGUGAUGUAGAAUCGUACAAGCAGAUCAAAUCGGACCUGGACGUUUUGCGGCAAAGUGUGGAAAAGUCCGAACUGUGGGUGUACAAGUCGAAACAGACGGAUGAUUUACUUGCUGGCGGUGGAGAAGGUGAAUCGCAGCUUAACUUUGACCAGGGUCCCGAGUUGAAUCCGGAACAGUCGCUCGAGUACAAGAAGAUUCAACAGAUACUGAUACGGAUGAACAAGCUCUGCAUCACGGCGACCGGACCGGAUGGUUUCGUGAAGCCCCGGAAGCACGAACAACGUCUGCUACGAAACGUUGGAGUUCACACAGUUGUGCUGGAUUUGCUUCAAAUCCCGUACGACGAAAAGGAUGACUACCGCAUGAAUGAACUGAUGCGUCUGGCACACGAAUUCCUGCAGAAUUUCUGCUUGGGAAAUCAGCAAAAUCAGAUACUGCUGCACAAGCAGUUGGAUCUGUUCUUAAAUCCUGGGAUUCUCGAGGCGGAAACGGUGUGUGCCAUCUUCAAGGAUAAUCUAAACCUCUGCAAUGAGGUGAGCGAUAAGGUGGUGCAACACUUUGUGCACUGUAUCGAAAUACACGGCCGUCACGUGGAGUACCUGAAGUUCCUGCAGACGAUCAUCAAGGCGGAGAAUCAGUUCAUCCGCAAGUGUCAGGAUAUGGUAAUGCAGGAGCUUGUCAACGCCGGCGAGGAGGUGCUCGUUUUCUACAACGAUAAAGCUUCAUUUAACUACUUCGUUGAAUUGAUGCGAUCGUACAGCGCGGGUACGCUUGCCGACUCGAGCCCGCUCAUGUACCAUAUCGAGCUGGUAAAGCUGCUUGCCUGCUGUACGAUGGGAAAGAACGUGUACACGGAGAUUAAGUGCAACAGUUUGCUAGCGCUGGAUGACAUCGUAGCGAUGAUAUCGCACCCGGACUGUAUUCCGGAGGUGAAGGUAGCGUACGUGGACUUCCUGUGCCACUGUUACAUCGACACGGAGGUGGAAGUGAAGGAGAUCUAUUCCUCCAACCAUAUGUGGUGUCUGUUCGAGAAGUCGUUCCUGAUCGAUAUUAACAAUGUGGUGAAGGGUGGUUCAUUCACCAACCGGCAGCUGGAGAACUACGUCUGCAAUGAGGUGAUGAACAUUCUGACGACCUUCUUCAAUAGUCAGUUUUCGGACCAGAGCACGGCUUUGCAGAAACGGCAGCUUAUCUUCGUGAAGAUCCUGCAGAAUUCCUUCAAACUUACACAAUGCAAAGGGCUCACGCCGUCACAGCGUUUCAACGUGGAAAAUUGUAUACGUACAUUGUCGGAAAAAGCGAAACCGCGUGGUAUAGCGAUCCCGAUCGAUCUCGAGAAUCAGGUAGUGAAGAUGUUCAACAAGACGGCUAUGUUAUCGCGCCAAACCAGCAAAUGGUUGUUGGUGACAAAACAAACCAAAAUGGAACGAUCACAAUCACAAAUUAUGCGUAUGGAUCGUAGCAUUAUCGAGGGUCUGCAGGAUAUCGUUUCGCUGCUGGAAGACAAACUAAAACCGCUCGUCGAAGCCGAACAGUCCCUGCUGGUGGAUAUCCUCUAUCGCUCGGAGUUACUGUUCCCGCUCAACACGGAAUCUCGCAAAAAGUGUGAAACAGGUGAUUUCAUACGGCAUCUCAUAAAGCACACGGAGAAGCUACUCGAAGAGAAGGAGGAGAAGCUGUGCGUGAAGAUACUGAAAACGCUCAAAGAGAUGAUGACGAUCGACUGUGAUUAUGGUGAUAAAGGCGAUCAUCUGCGUACGAUACUGCUGAAGCGUUACUUUGGACACGAUUUUACGCUACAGGCACCGGUAGCAGCGCUUCCGGGAGCGGUAGGACCAGCCGUCUUACAACCGGUCAACGUAUCGGCCGUCGUCAGUAGCCCGUUGGCAAGCGUAUCACACGGCCCGGGAGCGAAGUAUCUCAUUCGGGCCGGACGCACAUUGCACGAGGUACAAAACCAUCUGGACAAGGAGGGAGCAAGUGAUCUGGUGAUUGAGCUGGUAAUAAAGUCCAUCAACUCGCCGUCGAUCUUCGUCGAAGCGAUCGAGCUGGGAAUUGCGCUGCUAGAGGGUGGUAACCCCAUCAUUCAGAAGGGAAUGUACAACAAGUUCCUGAGCAACGAUCUUAGCCAAUCGUUCUUUAAGGUGUUCUUCGACAAGAUGAAAGAUGCACAACAGGAAAUCAAGUCAACCGUAACGGUGAACACGUCCGAUAUGGCCGCGAAUAAGGCGAGUGAAAGCAAGGUGGAAGGAAAGGAUCUGGACAAGAUAGGCCAGCGGAAGAACGUGAACAAGGUAAAUGGGAUCGUCAUUACGGAAGAUUUUAAGGAGGAGCUUCAGAAUGCUGCCCUGAUGACGCAACAGUCGUACAUAAAUGCGCGCAAUCUUGCGGCUACCUCCGAUGGGACGGGUUCGGAUAAUGGGGAUGAAAAUUCAAUGAUGAGCAUCGGCAGUUCGGCACUGGAAGACAUCCUGGCGGAGAAGCUCGAGAAGCAUAAGGAUAAGGACGAGAACAAUAAACUUUCCAACAAAGUGCUUGUGAUGCAGCCAAUCUUGCGCUUUCUCCAGCUACUCUGCGAGAAUCACAAUCCCGAGCUACAGAAUUUGCUGCGCAAUCAGAACAACAAGACGAACUAUAACCUGGUGUCAGAGACGCUUAUGUUUCUGGAUUGUAUAUGCGGUUCGACGACCGGUGGACUGGGACUGCUUGGGCUUUAUAUCAACGAAAACAACGUGUCGCUGAUCAACCAGACGCUGGAAACGCUCACCGAGUACUGCCAGGGACCGUGUCACGACAAUCAGAACUGUAUUGCAACGCAUGAAUCGAACGGGUUGGACAUCAUAACCGCACUUAUCCUGAAUGACAUCAAUCCGCUCGGGAAGAAUCGAAUGGAUUUGGUGCUGGAGCUGAAAAACAAUGCAUCGAAGCUACUGCUGGCAAUCAUGGAGUCGCGUGGUGAUAGUGAGAAUGCGGAACGCAUCCUAGCGAACAUGAAUCCGAAGCAGCUGGUUGAAGUAGCCUGCCGAGCGUACCAUCAGGAUGAGAACAUACUGAUUGGCGCCAGUGAUGAUGGGUACGGGAGCUUACGGCACGAGCUCGGUGACGAUGGGCACGAUGAUGAUGAUGUCGGUGUAUCGCCGAAGGAAGUCGGUCACAACAUCUACAUCCUGUGCCAUCAGCUGGCACAGCAUAAUAAGGAGCUGGCGGGAUUGUUAAAGAUCGAUAGACCGCCCAGUAGUAGCAGCAGCAGUAGCGCUACGAGCAAAGCAAACAGCAAAACAAAUCAAGCACUGCUGUACUAUCAGACCCACACGGCACAGAUUGAAAUUGUUCGGCACGAUCGUACGCUGGAGCAGAUCGUGUUUCCGAUUCCGGAGAUCUGCGAGUACCUGACGAAGGAUACGAAGGUGCGUGUGCUGAACACGGCGGAACGGGACGAUCAGGGCAGUAAGGUGGCAGAUUUCUUCGAUCGACACGAGGCAAUGUUUAACGAGAUGAAGUGGCAGAAGAAGCUGCGCGGACAGCCGGCCCUGUUCUGGGUCAGUAGCUACAUGUCACUGUGGAGCAACAUUCUGUUCAAUCUGGCCGUGCUGAUCAACUUGAUUGUGGCGUUUUUCUAUCCCUUUGAGAAUGCACUUCCAGAAUUAAGCUUCCAUCUUUCGUCACUGAUCUGGAUGGUGAUGUUGGUGUCGUUAGCGAUCGUAAUUACACUGCCGCGCCAGUCGGGCAUUAGGACGUUCGUGGUGGCGUUGAUACUAAGGCUCAUCUUUUCCUGCGGUCCCGAACCGACACUCUGGCUGCUGGGUUGUAUUACCGUGAUCAUGAAGGGUGUGCACAUUAUCAGCCUCAUGGGCAACUAUGGUACGCUGGAGAAGCAUUUCGUGUCGAUCAUUACGGACGCGGAACUGCUGUACCACUUUUUCUAUCUGCUGUUCUGCGUGUUCGGUGUACUGUUACAUCCAUUUUUCUUCUCCAUUUUGCUGUUCGAUGUGGUUUAUCGGGAAGAAACGCUCCUCAAUGUAAUACGCUCCGUAACGCGCAACGGACGCUCGAUCAUAUUAACUGCCGUCCUGGCGCUCAUCCUCGUCUACAUGUUCUCCAUCAUUGGGUACAUGUUUUUCCGCGAUGAUUUCCUAGUGCCCGUCGAUGAAGAGUACGGUAUCACUUCAUCUUCCACCGAAGAAACCGACUGUAAUGGGGAACCGUCAACCGUCAGCCACAUGGUGCCACCGGACGUAGUGGAGCAAGUGGUUCAGCAAACUUGUUCCAAGCUUCCCACGUCCGGCAGCGACCUGGCCGAUUCGAAUGACGGCGGUGAAAUGAAGGAGCGCGGUUGCGAUUCGAUGAUCAUGUGCAUCAUCACGACGCUCAAUCAGGGCUUACGUAAUGGUGGCGGCAUCGGCGACAUAUUGCGCGCACCGAGCAGAAAGGAAACGCUGUUCGUGCCGCGUGUCGUCUACGAUUUGCUGUUCUUCUUCAUCGUCAUCAUUAUCGUGCUGAAUCUGAUCUUCGGUGUGAUCAUCGAUACGUUUGCCGAUCUGAGAAGCGAAAAGCAGCAGAAGGAGCUGAUACUGAAGAACACCUGCUUCGUCUGUGGGCUGAAUCGUUCCGCGUUCGAUAACAAGACGGUCAGCUUCGAGGAGCACAUUAAGAACGAGCACAACAUGUGGCACUAUCUGUACUUUAUCGUGCUGGUCAAGGUGAAGGAUCCGACCGAGUUUACCGGGCCGGAAAGUUACGUGCACGCCAUGGUAAAGGCAAACAUACAGGAUUGGUUCCCACGGUUGCGGGCGAUGUCGCUGGCAGCGGUUGACGGGGAUGGUGAGCAGAUAGAGCUGCGCAGCUUGAAGAAUCUGCUCGAAACGAACCACAUUGCGGUGCGAGAGCUGAUGACACAGAUAAUGGAGCUGGAGAAUAAGAUGACGGAACAGCGCAAACAGCGGCAAAGGCACGCCCUGCUCAACCCAACCACGUCCACCUCGUACCAGUUCUACCCGCAGCUCUGAUGCUCAUCGUCCGCGCUGCUCGGUGAUGAUGGCCGUCGGAAACUGAUGGCCUAA